CUACUUGAAGGGCUAAUUUCCCCAACUCUAAGAAUUUGUUGUAAAGAAGAAGAGGAAAAAAAAUAUUGUUACUAUUUUGCUCCCGAUGGUUGUACCAUGUCGAGGCGCAAGCAAGCCAAGCCACAACACAUCAACUCCGAGGAGCCCGGUUCGGCGGAAAAUGGCCUUCUUCGGGAUGAUCCAAUGGAGGAGGACGGGAUCGAGGCGAAGCGGAGCCGCACGGAGGAGCCUCACGUUUGCGAUGGGUGCUGUGCAGAGUUCUUUGAUCCCUCGGAGUUCCUGGAGCACCAGAGGAGCUGCACCAAGAGCCAGCAGGUGGUCAUCAUGAAGGAGGGCGAUGGAGGGAUGGUGCCAUGUGACCUCUCGCAAGACUCCCCCAAUGGUUUCCUAGGUGACCGCGGUGAAAGUCAGCCUGGCAGCGACCCACAGUUGCAAGGCGGUGCAGGUUUUAUGGAGAGGAUGGAGGAAGAGGGGGAUGAGCCGCAACCAAGCACCAGUGAUCCACCGAAAUUGGUGGAUGCGGAGGCGGAGAUGGCACUGAGCUCUGCCAGCCCAGAUGGGAUCUACUCGUCUGCUACCAAAGUGCAAGACACAAACGUAACUCUGGAGUCCAUGCCUGCUACCAGAGUGGCGGUGACACAGCACUCGUCCAGCCGGACGAAGUCCCCACCCUCCUCUCUGGCUUCCUCUUCCUCCUCGCACGCCAACCUGCACGCCAUCCCCAUGAUCCUGGAGCAGCUGGUCAGCCUGCAGCAGCAGCAGUUGCAGCAGAUCCAGCUGACGGAGCAGAUCCGGAUCCAGGUGGCCAUGAUGGCGCCCCAGAGCCUUCACUCUGCUCUGGGGGCUGCCGUAGACCCACUCAAAGCCCUGGGGGCACACCUCUCUCAGCAGCUUUCAGCUGCUGCUGCCCUCAUUGGGAAGAGGACAGGGUCGCAGAGCCUGUCUUUGGAAGCUCUAAAGCAAGCGGGCCACUUGCCGCACUGCAGCGCUGGUCUGGUUCCGCUCCCAGGAGGCGUGCAGGCUGGACCCGCUCCCCCAAAAUUGGAUUUGCCGAAAGGCCUCCCCGACCUUGCCAGCCGGCUACCUGCUUUGCUUCCCCAGUCCCCCGGGGCGAUGUCUUUCCCGAACCCAUUUGCUGGCAUGGCGGCUGCUCUGGACUCCUCCAAAAAGUUGAAAGCCAAACUGCCUGGCGCAGCUGUGGAUCCCAAGGUCACUUCUGGAGAAUCCCAGUUCAAGCACAAGUGCAAGUUCUGUGGCAAGACUUUUGGGAAUGACAGCGCCCUACAGAUUCACCUGCGUUCACACACCGGUGAGAGGCCCUUCAAGUGCAACAUCUGUGGGAACCGCUUUACCACCAAGGGUAACCUGAAGGUGCAUUUCCAGAGGCACAAGGAGAAGUACCCACACAUACGGAUGAACCCCCACCCUGUCCCGGAGCACCUGGAUAACAUCCCCACCAGCAGCGGCAUCCCAUACGGCAUGUCCAUGCCUAUUGAAGAAUCAAAUUUUGUUGACAACAAGCCACUAUCGGGGCUUCCCUCGGCUGGUUUCCACCCCUCUGUGCUGCAGGGCCUCAAGCCCUCAUUUGAUGGUCCACUUGGGGGUGAUGUGUACUCUCAAAGGCCUCCCUCUUCUGGAAGCGAUGGGGCCUCAAUCUCCUCUGGCAUGUUCAACCAGGAGAUGGGAGCCGACCAAUCCCAGGAGCCCCCGGAAGGUCUGGCUGCUCUCCACCACCAUGUGAAUGGCAAUGGGCUGCUCGCGGACCAUGGCUCGGGCACAGCCAAGCUGCAGCAGAUGGUGGACUGCCUAGAGAAGAAGACUGGUGACCCCAACGAGUGCGUCAUCUGCCAUCGGAUCCUGAGCUGCCAGAGCUCACUCAAGAUGCACUACCGUACACACACGGGUGAGCGACCCUAUAAGUGCAAAAUCUGUGGCCGAGCAUUCUCCACAAAGGGAAACCUGAAGGCCCACUAUGGUGUUCAUCGGGCCAACACUCCACUCAAGAUGCAGCACUCCUGCCCCAUCUGCCAGAAGAAGUUCACCAACGCGGUGGUGCUACAGCAGCACAUCCGUAUGCACAUGGGUGGCCAGAUCCCCAACACUCCUCUCCCUGAGAGUCCCUUUGAGGGCCAGGAAGCCAUGGACCCCACCCCCACCCCACCUGAAGAGGAGAAGGCCCUGGACAUGAGCAGCUUCCAUGACGAGAGCUUGGAGGAGCCAGAGCCUGAGAUGAACCCCAGGGAGAGGCCCUAUGGGUUCUCUGAGCCCCUGCCCCUGCUGCCUCCACCAAACUCUAAGGAAGAGCUGCUGCAGCCUCCUAACACCCCUUCCAUGUUUUCAGGCAUUGCUGCUUUGGAAAACCACAUGAAGAACCUUGCUUCAGCCCUAAACCUGCAGCGGCAGGCCAGCACUGAUGGCAGCGAUGGGGUCACCAAAGAUCCAAUCUCUUCCCUGCCUGGGGACCAGGAGUACCAGAAUGGCAGGAGCCCUGCUGUCUCUGAUUCGGUCUCCUUCCAGUCCUCCUCACCAAUCGACAGCCAGCUAGGGAGCAAUCAGUCUAAGUCCCCUGAUCCCUCUGUCCCGGACGACUGCAGCAGGGUGGCAUCCCGACCAGACUCCGACAGCGGACCUCAUGAGCUGGAAUCCAAUGAUGCUCUGGAUCUGACAUCUGCCAGCUUCACCCCCAAGCCUAUCAAGGAGGAGCCUGGCCUGUCCUUUUCCAAUGGUGAUUAUGGCUCAAACCACAUGCCUUACAUGCGGGUCCCUCCAAGCCUGGUUAAGUUGGAGAUGCAGACUCCACCAGAGAACCCCAUGGGUGCACAUGGCCUGUUUGGGCAUCCUAUGUCCCUGGGAGGGGGAGUACAGCCACCCUCCACCUCUGCUUCCCGCCGUUCUGCCAAGCAGCACCUCUGCAACGCGUGCGGGAAGAACUUCUCUUCCGCUAGUGCCCUGCAGAUCCAUGAGCGCACGCACACUGGAGAGAAGCCCUUUGCUUGUACAAUUUGUGGUAGAGCUUUCACUACCAAGGGCAACCUCAAGGUGCAUGUUGGAACUCACAUGUGGAAUAACUCGGCAAGGCGGGGUCAGAGGCUGUCUUUAGACAACCCCAUGGCAAUGAUGGCGCUGGGGCCAGAGUCCAAGAUGGUGCCUGACAUGAUGCCGUCCCAUAAAGACCUGGUCCCGCCACCAAUGAACUUUGACCCCACCAUGUGGAACCAGUACGCAGCCGCGUUCACAAAUGGCCUGACCAUGAAGACCAAUGAGAUCUCGGUCAUCCAGAAUGGGGGCAUUCCCAUGCCCGGGAGCCUGGCCGGUGGUCCCCUUGUAGGCUCGACCGGAGGUUUGGUGAAAGUGGACGGGUCCCAGUCUGGCCUUCCCGCCUCGAUGGCGGAAAUGGAAAAGAAUGGCGGGGAGAGCGUGCCAAAAUCCCAGUUUCCCCAUUUUAUGGAAGAGGGCAAAAUCGCCGUUAAUUAAUUUUGGCCAGGGAGGGAGUGGGACGAGGUGUUUCGCCCUCCAUUUCUCUUGGUUCUUUUUACAGAUGUGACACUCAUAUUUUUCCUACUGAAAUGUAUAGAUUAUGGCUUUUAAGGUAGCUAUUUUUUCUAUUUAACACUUGCUCACAAAUGAGUACAAUCACUUUUGCGCUUUGCAACAAUUUUGAAAAAGGAGGUCUCUUGGUGAACAAAAAUGAGAAGGUCCUGCAAAGCGAGCUCUAGCUUUCCCAGUAACUUGAAACAUGCAGCUCCCUCCUUCGUACAGUUUGAACGGUUUACCUCAUGCUAGCGUUUUAUUUUAGUAGAACUUGAAUUUAACUACUGUAGAGGUCUCAAUUGGUUGUAUUUGCUGUUUGUAUGUUUAAGAUAUGCGGGUAACUUUUUGUAAGGCUGUCAUCUUUUUAGUCUCUUCUCCCUCCAGAAGUUGAAUGUAUUCAUCUUACUUGAAAUGGCUUUAAUCCAAAUGGGUAUAUCUGAUGUCAAGAAUGGAUGUCCUGACAAAAGGUAAUGCCAGUUUAAUGUUUCAGGAAAUAUAAAAGUUGUCCUAACAUUUAAUUGUGCCCAGCCCAUUGUCAUCUGGUUCCAUCUCCAAAUUAAUGUAGAACACUUGAGUGCCUGUCGCAUACCAUCAACUUUAUGGACAUUGAUUGCCCCCUUCCUUACUUGGGGGAAAUGCUUCAGGUGUUCCGCACAGUAUGUACCACUUGUGUUCAAACCAGUUGGCUUUAGAAGACUCUUGUAGUGGAAGUUCUCUUCCAUGAAUGUGGACUAUUGCUGCAAACUCUUGAAAUUAAGUUAUUUUAAGGAUGUUGACAAAGUAGAAUUUAGAUUUCUUUUUCUUUUUCCCCAGCUUUCAAAACCAAAAAAUUAUUUUUGCCAAGUGCCUGGCUAACCUCUCAAACUUGUAUAUAUUUUUCUUUUAAGCACCAAAAGAUUGUAAUGAAGGUCUUUAUACCAUGUCUGUGUGUUUCUAUCAUUCAAUUUCUGUGGAAAUGGUUUGCCCUCCUCAAUUUCCUGGAAUCAGUUUGAGUGUUUGCUCCAUUUUCUUAGCUUUUCUGUGCCAACAUACCAUUUGAAGCCUUUAGAGAGCUGUGUCUUGAAGGCUAUUAAAACACUGAACACUGUUGCUCUUGGCUGCACUUUAAUGAAUCCCCCACCCACUUUUCAUGAUGCUUGAUCCACCUUUCACCUCUACUCUGCAGUUAUGGCUUGUAUUUGCUGUGUAGUUGCCUCUUAAAUAUUAAGAAUUAUUACAGCGCAUAACUGAUCAGGUUGGCUUCUUUGGUUUAUUUUAUUUUAUUUUUUUCCCCCCCACUUGUAGGACUGGUGGGGGUACUUCAGGUCCUGUUUUUAAAUCACUCCCUUAUACCACCUAACAAUCUUGUGAUAUCAAAUCCUGUCCUGUGAAUUUGGUUUUCCUGUAAAUACACCCAGCAUCCCCUAGCUCGGGGUGGGUGUUUGGUUGGGGGCUGUGGGGGUGCCAAUUGUUAUUUUUCUACCUCAUCUUUAAGCUACUCCCAGUUAUGUACCUGAUCUAAAUGUAAUUUGUUGUACUCAUUUUUCCACAACCUGCUGAGUUUUUAUUUUUUAUUGAAUGUAUUGUUGGACACUGCACGUCUUGCUCAGAACAGAUUUUGACUGUCCUGGUAAUCACUCUUCCUGAUGUAUGCAUUUUGCCAAGUUGUGCCUUUUUUAAAAUGUAAAGAAUCUGCAUCUGAACUGGGUUGGGUGAGGGGGGGCUUGGGAUCUACAAUACAAGAAUUAUGGAGCCUCUGUUACUUUGUUGCCUUUUUUUUUUUUUCUGGCAUGUUUACAGUGUAUACUUAAUCUUGUUUUGCAACUCUUUCCUCCUUAUUCAAGCAUCUUAAUGCAUAAUGUUACUUUCUGGUCUUUUGAAAAUAAAAUCAGGGUGACUUUUCCAAA
Conger conger (European conger) is the source of this 5417-nucleotide messenger RNA. RefSeq names its product spalt-like transcription factor 4 (gene sall4). Gene Ontology annotation, molecular function: DNA-binding transcription factor activity, RNA polymerase II-specific; RNA polymerase II cis-regulatory region sequence-specific DNA binding. The record is from RefSeq and is a predicted model, not a curated record. Lineage: Eukaryota; Metazoa; Chordata; Actinopteri; Anguilliformes; Congridae. Gene Ontology annotation, cellular component: nucleus. Bases 97 to 3474 code for a protein of 1125 amino acids. The transcript is spliced from 4 exons. Gene Ontology annotation, biological process: regulation of transcription by RNA polymerase II.